AUGGUUGCCAUAUACGAGAUGAAUGGGCUUUCUAGCGUCCUUGAUUGGGCGCCUGGUUCGCCAACGAUCAGCAGUCCCCUCGACAACCGUUUUAGCGAUUUCGCAGACCAGCGUGAACCAGGCCUUAGCGAUGGAUUCACCCGGCGACAGCGUCAUCAAGCCCACAUCCAGCACAGUCAACGCCAGCAUGAUACUAACCAUCACCAAGACAGCAGCGAUCAAACACGCCGUGAUCAGAGCGAUAUAGAUCGCACACGCAACGACGAACCACGUAAACGGUCACGCUCACCCAAACCCAGUGAUACCACACCACUGUCAGUUACCCAAGCCCCUGUGUCCGCCACGUCUGCAACAUCCGCAUUAGCAUAUAAGCCAGUUGUCAAGAAGAAGAGCCACACCGUCAAGGAUUGCCCUAACGCCAGGAAGGCUCCUGUUGCCGCACCCGCAACAGCACCUGAGAAAUCAGGAAAGCCUGGCCUCUGA
This is a messenger RNA of Sphaeroforma arctica JP610, 483 nucleotides long. RefSeq lists its product as hypothetical. The transcript is spliced from 3 exons. Bases 1 to 483 code for a protein of 160 amino acids. Lineage: Eukaryota; Ichthyosporea; Ichthyophonida. The record is from RefSeq and is a predicted model, not a curated record.